Messenger RNA from Colletotrichum graminicola M1.001, 381 nucleotides. RefSeq lists its product as uncharacterized. The transcript has a single exon. The coding region runs from base 1 to 381 and encodes 126 amino acids. The record is from RefSeq and is a predicted model, not a curated record. NCBI's taxonomy places the organism in Eukaryota, Fungi, Ascomycota, Sordariomycetes, Glomerellales, Glomerellaceae.
AUGUCCUGCGGCCACGUCCUGCGGUCCCGCCUCCGAGAAUGCGGCGCGGGCGCCCAGUGCAAAGGCGAGCGAUGGCAGCCGGCCUUCAUCAAUGACAGCUGCGCGGCGUGCCACCGACCUCUCAACUACGACCAGAACCGCGUGCUCCACGAGGCAGAGCACGCCAUCUUCAUGACCGGCUACAGACGCGCCAAGGCCUGUGGGGACGAGGAAGGUAUGCGCCGUCUCCGGCGCGCCAUGCUCGAGCACACACGCUCGUCGCGGCAGAAGAACUUUGCGACGAGUCUGGUGAGGGAGGAAAGGUACGGUGACGUACUAUGGCCGGGAGCAGGUGGGGGAGGCGGUGCUCACUCCUCAGAUAACGAGGAGAACGGGCCGUAA